Molecule: messenger RNA, 1298 nt
Organism: Podospora pseudocomata
Lineage: Eukaryota; Fungi; Ascomycota; Sordariomycetes; Sordariales; Podosporaceae
Exons: 2
Coding region: 317-862 (181 amino acids)
Molecular function (GO): carbon-sulfur lyase activity
Source: RefSeq, a predicted model, not a curated record
ACUCAGCGAGGGGUCAAAGUUGUCCCCUUCAGCGAGGACAACAUUGCGAUUGUGUCUCCAACAUCCAAGACUGGAACAUGGGAAGGGAAAUACUUUAAGUCCCAUAUCCCCUUUCUAUUGUUUCCAAACCGUACGUAUAAGUAGGUGCAAUAAAGCCGCUCGACAGUGUGCGUCUUUCCUCCUCCUCAUUCUAUCUCUACCCUACGCUUGAAUCACUCUGGGCUACUCAAUUUACGUUUGUUUUCGUCUUGCCGACACCACACCGGCAUUCGCAAAAUAAAAAUCCACAUAUACAGAUCCAGCGACACACAACAAGAUGGCCUCUGGUACCGCUGACAAAUCGAAGCCCUACCUCCCGCUUGCCGGCCUCGCCGGGGACGGUUGGUCCAAGGACGGCAAGGCGACAGCCACCUGCUACUGUGGCACGGUGCAGCUCAUUGUAUCCCUCGACGGCGUCGUCAACACCUUUGUCUGCAACUGCGCCGACUGCCGCAAGAUCACCGCGUCCAUGUUCGCCAGCAACUUCACCGUCAAGAACUCCCACUUUGAGUACGCGCGCGGGAAGGACCGUCUCAAGACGUUUAGCCAGUCUCAGACGAUCGCUUCGGGCAAGGCGAUGACCAACUACUUCUGCGAGAACUGCGGUACGCUCAUGUACCGUGUUGGCGAGCGCUUUCCUGGAGUGAGCAUCCUGCGCAUUGGCACUGUUGACGACUUUUCGUUGCAUGAGACCAGGCUUCGGCCACGACAGGAGCAUUGGACUAAGGACCGUGUCUGCUGGUUUACGGGAGUCCAGGGGAUAGAGGAGACUUUUGAGGUUCAGGGGGGAGGGGGAAGAAACGGAGGCAUCAGCAAUCUUUAAUGAUUUCCAACGGGGAUUAGAUAUUGGAUCAUGUCCUGGAGGGUGUUCAGGAUUCUUUGACGGGUAAUGUACAUUAACAGAACAAGUUUUAGCUGAAUGGGAAGAAAUGCGUGAAUCUCGGUUAAGGUACCCUGUGAGUUCGGAUCAAGUUGGUACCUGAAGACACUGAAGAUACAAAGACAGGUUUUGUCCACACUCGGACAAGACAGAUACAUCUAUUGAACAACAGAGAAUAACAGAAGGCCCUUAGAGAAAAAGACGAUAUGUAGUGAUGGAGUGGAGGGUACGGUGGUUACAGUCGUGCGGCGUAUGAGUUCGCAGGGCCAGACAAUAGCUUGGCGUUUUCAAACGGGGAAAUCAAAAUGUCGAGAUAUAGACUGUAGCUGUCCCGGCCGAAUGCCUAUGACAUGAGUAGUUAAAUAUGAACUUCAAACCU